Molecule: messenger RNA, 753 nt
Organism: Chanos chanos (milkfish)
Lineage: Eukaryota; Metazoa; Chordata; Actinopteri; Gonorynchiformes; Chanidae
Gene: acp1
Product: acid phosphatase 1
Exons: 6
Coding region: 30-506 (158 amino acids)
Biological process (GO): protein dephosphorylation
Cellular component (GO): cytoplasm
Molecular function (GO): non-membrane spanning protein tyrosine phosphatase activity; acid phosphatase activity
Source: RefSeq, a predicted model, not a curated record
CUUACGUCCAAGGACCAUAGAAGAGCAAUAUGGCUGCCAGCAGUGGGAAGUCGGUCUUAUUCGUGUGUCUUGGGAACAUCUGUAGGUCACCUAUCGCCGAGGCUGUCUUCAGGAAGAUGGCGACAGACAGCGGGGUGGUAGACAAGUGGCUUAUAGAUUCCGCCGCCACAUCGGACUGGAAUACCGGCAGUUCUCCGGAUUCCCGUGGUCUGGCCUGCCUCAGGAAACAUGCCAUAGAGACAGACCACAGGGCACGACAGGUGACAAAGGACGACUUCAUGACAUUUGACUUCAUCCUGUGCAUGGAUGAGAGCAACCUGAGAGACCUGAAGAAGAAGGCAAACAGUGUGAAGAACUGUAACGCCAAAAUUGAGCUGCUCGGAACCUACGACCCCGAGAAACAGCUCAUCAUCAAAGACCCCUAUUACGGGAGUGAGGAAGACUUUGAGACAGUCUAUGAACAGUGCGUGAGAUGCUGCAAAGCCUUCUUGGAGAGCAACUCAUAACAUUAAACUUCAGAAUACACUCUCCUCUCAAAAUACAGAACCAGACUCAUAACCACACAAGAUGUACACACCAUCAUCCAGCCAAGUGUAUACACAGUACUGACAAACACCCAGUAACCACAUGUCUCACACAGUAUGUCAAAACACUGUUCUGUUUGAGAUUGCUUGUAUCUUAAUUGUAAGAUAAAUGUUGUUCAGUGUCAUUAGACUCCUUAUUCCACAGCAACAACAACAACAAAAAAAAAUG